UUUGACUAACGAAUCGAGGGCAAUGUUGAUGAUUGGUUAGAUGGUUAGACUUUAAGGUUAUGUUUAUUUAUUUAAAAUUUGUCUGUGUAUUAUAUUUUUUUUGUUUAGUCUUAAGUUGUUUACUGUCUGUUCGAUACAAUAAAAAUAAAUAAUUUUGGAAACAUAGCCAUCUAAGUUUAAAGUUUUCAUUAUUACUAAUAGCGGUAAUGAUAGUGUAUUUUGUUGGGUUUAUUUGUAUGAAAGAAUUAAUGUAAGGUUAAAAAUUGUUAAUUUUUUAUAGUUAACGAAAUAAUUCUGUUAAUUGAUCAACAUGUCUCUAAUAAACACGCCGUAUUGGAAGCGUUUGUGGCGUUGGGUAACUUCCCAAAGACUUACUGAUGAAGAGUUAGUAAAUGCAUUGGAUAACAAAAGUACAAUCGAUUUUCUACAUAAAGGAAUUGCUGGUUACCAGCCCACAAACAUAGAUAAAUUUAAGGAACUACAAUCUAAAUAUCAAGAUCAUACUAAAUUAUUAAGUGUUGUCCAAACAUUGCAAAUAUAUUUAGACAUUGAUUGCUUUCAAAUAUGGGAUAUAAUUAACCAUUACUUAUGCAAUGUUUCAUAUGGAACACCUGAGAAAGCUUUGAAGAAUGUUGCAUUUGUGGAUACCAGACCAUCUUUCUUAGUACCAAAUGUUUGGAAAUUUUACUAUGAGGAGAGAUUAUUUAUGCUCAAACUUUUACAGUAUAUGAUAACAUUCAAAUCUGAUCCAUGCCAUAAACAUCAUAAACAAUUCAGUAAGGUAUUUAGUGAUAUAGGUAUAUCCAAUUUGAAGAAAUCUCUCAUUCAACAAUUCGAAAAGUUAUUGUCGUCUGCACCUCCAUUAAGAAAGAUAAAUAGUGACUUUCAUAGUGAUACAGUAAGGCAAGAAUGGGCUACAUAUAUACUACGAGAACAAGUUACGAUUCUGCAAAUAUUAAUGUUAGCUAACAAUGAGUGCCAUUUUACACAUGAUGAGUUUCUUACCUUAUUCAAGUUGUUUAAGAAACAUAAUUUUGGUAAGAAUCAAAGUUUCGGCGAUCUCUUAGAUGACAAAAAGAAGGAAAGCUUGAGAGUCAUGUAUAUGGAAUUAGGACUCAUUUUGGUUGCAUUGGAUGGUGAUGAAAUAAAGGAUCUUCCAGUAUGGAUAGAAAAUGUUAAGGAUACUGUGGAAAGUGAACUUACAAAGUUGGAACCCGCCGUCGAACAAUCUCCAAUGCUUUUGUCAUGGAUGAUGUUUACUCUUCAGAGUGAACAGCACGGAAAGAUGUUUGAAACAAAAUACCAGCAAUAUGGAGCGACAGCACUUAGGUUAAGAGUUUUUGAGUUUUUGCUGCAGAUGCUCAAUGAUCCACUAUACAAUGAUAAGUCUAAAUGUGCUGAUAUUAUUAGGGAUAGAGUGUUUAGACUUAUGAAUUAUGUUUGUGACAAAUUUGAUGCGGAUGGUACUAUAAGUUGCCAGCCUGGUGUUAUGUCGUUUUGUGGACAAUUAUUGAAAUCUCCAAGCAAUGCGAGAGUCUUCUGGCAAUUGCAUCAAAAAGAUGAGAGUGUUGGCAUGGUAUCUGUGUGGAAUUCAGCAUUGGAAUACUUUCCAUAUAAUUUCAAUGCCUUGUCUACAUUGGCAGCAGGCUUAGCUGAAGCAGGAGUAAAUAGUGUUAGAAAUUUAAUAGCCGAAUUGAAGUGCCUUUCCGUUUAUACAGAAGUUUAUAACCCAAGUGCCGUCUCUAUCACAUCGUUACAAGAAGGAGAUGCUAUAAUUGGAAGAGAUUAUUUUCCUCUUGGGGAUCCAUCUUAUCAUAUAGAAGCCAGGUCAAAGGCCACCAUAAUGGAAAGGAAAGAAGGAACUAUGAUUCAUUUUCGAACUCCAUACUCAUAUUGGACUGUCUUUUAUCGAGAAAUAGAAAAGGCGUUAGAUAUUAAUCAAAGACAACAGUAUAUUCAUACCGCCUUGGAAAAGGUUUACGAGGGGACAAAAAUAUUGAAAAGUGUUUUAAGAGCUUUGGUGCCAGGAAAAGAGAUUCCAAAGGGUUUGGUGGUACCGAGUGAGGGAGUGUUUGAUAUAUUGGUGAGAUUCAUGAGAGCUGAGUCGCCACCACUGCCGCUAUUGGUUGAGUGUCUCGGUGUAUGCACUGCAUUGUUACCGCUUUUCACAAAUGAAAUAUAUUCAAGACUGAUAAACACGGGCCUGUUGCCUCGAGUCACAAAGAGACAAUUGUCACACAUAGAGUAUGCUACUGGAGUGUCGCUGGACUCUGCUGCAGUUGGUCAUUACUUGGUGACGAUAGAACAACCAAUGGGGACCUACCAGUUCCUGAGCGCCUAUAUGGAUCUAUUGUAUGCAUUCCAUCAGUCAUCGGAAGACGAGCGAAUAACAACAGAUGUACUGCUGCCAGGUUUAGUAUUGAUACUGCGUGAAGUGUUUCCCAAUAUUUAUGGUUGGAGAUACACCUCCUCGUCAGAACGGGGACAGCUCAUAAACAAGUGUGCCACCUAUUUCACAGUAGUGCUCCAAGAUUGUAAGAAAAACAUUGUGCUGAAGAAGAUUUGUGUCCAGGGGCUGAUGUUUACUGAGAAUGCAUUGGAACUGUUGAAGAUUGUGUCUAUGGGUAAUGAGAACCUGGAACGUCUUAUCCACAAAGACACAAACUGGAUAUCUGGCCCAGCAUAUCAGUACACAUUCACUCUGCAGUAUUGCAUGGCUGUGAUGAUGCUCACACUCACCCAUAAGUCCCUAGUAUGUGAUGCCAAGGAAGUAACGCCGCUGGAACAGUUAGUUUUCGCUCAGAACAAACACACAAACAGCCUGAGAGUGGUACCUCGAGUGACCAGUUACAUCAACCACCCAUUCAACAAGAGACUGUCAGUUCUCAGUUGCAGGCUCCUAAAGAAGUUUGCUGAUCUCUUCCAAAUGUCCUUAUUCGCGUCCUUGGAAAUGAGCUCGUACCAAGUUCGUGUGAUGUUCUUGGAUCGACUGCGUGACGAUAACGAGAUAGUGGACCUGAAAAUUGUUAUCCUGGAGUUUGUAGCUACAUGCAUCGGCAAACAGCCCGGCCUUACCGAAGCGUUCUUCAUGAUAAACCACAUAAAGGCCAAAGCUGAAGAAAGCAAAGAGAAAAAUGACACCAAUGAAAGUUUUGAGGGCAUCUUGGGAUACAUGGCAGAUUAUCUUGAGACCAUUAAAGCGGAUUCAAAAUUGCUUAAUAGCCCUCUAUUAGGAUGUAUAAUGGGCAUAUUUCAUGCUCUGUGGAAAAAUAACAUGCAGAUCCUGGUGAAAAAGCUAUGUGAGCACCCGAAAUUUUGGGAACACUUAAGUAGCCCGCUCUUCAGUGCAAUACAACCCGGACUAAAAACAUACAGUCAAAUAUUCAAUGUACUAAGUAUAGAACUAUUUGUAUCUCGAGACAAACUUGAUCCGAAUUUCAAAGAUAUCCUCGAACAGUUCUUCGACACCAAUAAAAAGCAUCUCGACUCAUGGGUAAAUUAUAUAUUUUCCUUCAAAAACAAAGAUGUGGAAGAACAAAUUAUUGAUGAAGUGCCGGUGUGGCUUGGCUUGUUGACAUCAUGGAAAGACUUUACGACUGUGUAUUGCAAAUGUCUGCCGUUCAGUUUGAAUAUCGCGCACAAAGCUAAAAUAGUUGGUCCUUGCAUGACGGCUCUGUCUAACGAAUUGGAAGAAUUGAAGGAUAGUAGGCUAGUUGUGAUACUAGCUGAGCUGUACGUCAUAAUGCUAUCGAAUUGGAAAGACGAUUGCUUCGAGAACAGAAAAGCUUGCGCCAAGCAGAUCGAUAGUCUAUUGACUAACGUGGCUAUCCACUAUGAAGACUUACAUCCGAGAGCGGUGCGUGCUAUACUCUCAAUAGCAACGGUCGCGAUAAGCAGCUUGGAUUACGAGAUCAAAGCCAACAGUGGUCUUGCUCAGAGCAUCAUUCGUUCUGUUACUAACAUAAAUAGCUUGGAAUUAGAAAACCUCUUUAAUAAUAUACGAGGACCGACAGAUAUCGCUGAUGCUGAUAAGGCGGAAAGAGAGGAAGUACCAUCGAUUGUGUUAUGUCUUGCAAUGCUAGAGCAAUGUCUCGAUUUUUACGACGAUCUGUUCUCGGGACUAUCGCAGUGGUUCCAGUCUACGAAAUUUACCAAUAAACUAUUGUGCUGUCUGCAAAUCUGCCUACAAAAUAGGCGUCAUUAUCAUACGUCGUUGGCCGCUUUGAGAUGUUUGACAGCGUACGCCCGCGGUCCGUUCUCGAAGGACCUUUUGCUGGCAGACGUGGACCAAUUCUUGUGGCUGCAGCUGUUGCCUCCGAAGACUGAUGCUGAUACGAAUAGCAGUGGUUCUUGGAAGGCUGAGGAGUGGUGGAAGGUGUAUGGAUAUAGUUUGGACUUUAUAUCGACGAUGGUGAUGAAGCAUGGGCAGUUAUUCGCGGGUGAUGCUAUCACGUUUGUGGGCGUUCACUUGGAGUAUUUAGUGGAGGCAGUACUGUUACUGCGCCAGUCAUGCAGCAUAGAUAUCCUCAACCUGUGUGCGUCGACGCUCAGUUUGGUUGUGCAGCUCGUGAACUACGAAGCGAGGUGGCGGAUGAUGAAUAUAAACUCAUUGGUCUGCAUGAUGCGCAGUAUCAGUGCGUGCCUGUACCAGUGUGUGAUGUGGAUGCUGCGUGCGCGCCGAUCGAGUGAGCACGAUGACGUCACACACACCGCUCCCUCCACUAGCGCGUUGCACAGAGUAUUGGAAGUGCUGCACAUGGCAGCAAUUUGCCUGCUGUCCUUCAGCCCUGAUCUUCUGUCCCUGCUGGCUGAUCCGUUGUUGGACCUGGAGCGAUGGCAACCUAUAGUGGAACUGCACUUCGGAGCUCCCAAGAUCACCUACGAGCCCUUCCCGCAACUCACAUUUGGCACUCUGCUCUCCGCCAUCUGUUUGUUGACGAGAUCUUUGAAUCAUACAUACCACACAGAAGACGGCUCUCGGUCGCCGCGCGGUCGGCGUCGCGCCUGCUCGUGCGGCAGCCCUGGCGAGCCGCGGCGUGUCAUCCGCAGCGAGUCGGUCGCCAGCGUGUCGUCAGUGAGCAGCGCGCUGCCGCCGACCAACGAGCGGCUUCUGGCCGGCGCGCUCCAGGCCACCGUCACGCUGCUCGCCUCGCAGGCACUUCUCACGGUUCGUGACCCCCAUGUCGCGAGUCGCCACAAGCAGCUUGUUCGACGCGAGUUGGCUUCCGAGCUAACAGUGUUCCACGACUUCGUUCGCAAGCGUAUCCUGUGCGCUGCACACAACCGGCCCCACCUGGCGCGGAACAAGCUGGGAGCGUGGCCGCUGGUCGCAAACGAAGAAGAGAUAAAGAGAAUCGAAGAAGCGAGGAGAGAGAGACAUGUGAACGAUGACGAUGACAGAAUGCUGCCGCCGCCGCCGCCGCCUAAACGUUCCUCACAAGACUCAAUGCGCGAGUUCAUCCUCCGGAAACACUUCCUGGAUAAAUUCGCUCAGACUCCUACCAAGGACCCGCCGCUCCCGGUCUCUCACUCGACUCCCGCAUCAGACAAAAAGAAAGAAACUUCCAGAAGUCUGAAACGAGUCUCUUGGGCCGAAACACCGACAGGCAGUGAUGAAUCUAUCGAUAGUUCGUCGCAGGAAACUGAAGCUGUGUAUUCUAAUUUGACUGAUGUGCAAAUUAAUAAUGAUGAGGAUUACUUUCAUUUUAUGUCCAUUGUGUUUCUUUACGUGUGUCAAACUGAAUUGUAAUUAAUUUAAGAGACCUUCAAAAUAUUUUACUUAAUUGAAUUUUACAUGAAUUAAAAUUAAUGAUCUACAA
Leptidea sinapis is the source of this 5819-nucleotide messenger RNA. RefSeq names its product nucleoporin Nup188 (gene Nup188). The transcript is spliced from 16 exons. Gene Ontology annotation, biological process: RNA export from nucleus; protein import into nucleus. Bases 311 to 5749 code for a protein of 1812 amino acids. Gene Ontology annotation, cellular component: nuclear pore inner ring. Lineage: Eukaryota; Metazoa; Arthropoda; Insecta; Lepidoptera; Pieridae. The record is from RefSeq and is a predicted model, not a curated record. Gene Ontology annotation, molecular function: structural constituent of nuclear pore.